AUGAGUGAAUUUGUGGAAGAAGAUAUCGAAGGUUUGCUUCCUGUUUUCGAGACAUUAAGAGAUGUUCAGUUAUUAUCACCUACUGAAAUUGAUGCAUUUGUCAAACGUUGCCAGUUCUUCGAAUAUCGUCUUCAAAAGCCUCGGAAAGAUCCAUCGUCGUUCAAAGGAUAUACCGAUUAUUUGGGAUCGAUUAUGAAGCUUGUUUGAAUGCGACGGAAACGAUUGAAUUACAGGUUGAGAGAAGAUGAAAUUGAAGGCAAAAUCAUCAUCAAAGUUGCCAAUCUGCUGCGACAGUGUUGUGAACGAUUUCAGGGACGGGCAGAGCUUUGGUUUGAUUUGAUCGGAUUUUUGAAGGAAGAAAAAAUGUAUAUCCGAUGCAGUAAAGCGUAUUUCCGUGCAAUGCAGCUCUUUCCAAGGAAUUCUGCUUUACGAAUUCAAGCGGCUCGAUUUGAAUAUUCAGUCGAACAUAGAAUAGAGUGCGCACGUUGUAUGAUGCAGAGGGGCGAUUCGGUUGAAUCCUACGGAAUGCAGUUUAUGGACGAAUUUUGCUCACCUGGAAUUAGAUCAUGUCAAAUGGUUGAUUACUCGAAAGAGUAUAUUGACGGGAAAAGGGAUGAUUAUCAUCUGCUAUGUACUGAGGAGAAAGAACUGGAAGUGACAGCUGAAGCGCAGAAAACUCCAGAAAUGAAAGUAAAUAUAAAAGAAAAAAGUGGACAGGAUGCAGUUUUGAGUCUUCGAGUCGUUGAAACAAUCAUUAAUGAGGCCUUGAAAUGUUGCGUUUCAGGACGAAGUGCAAUGCUACUGAAUUUUUGGAGAAUUAUGAAGAAAUAUGGUCUGGUGGCAUGUCAUCUGGUAGAAAAAUUGUAUGAUAUGUUAUGGACGCCGAAGUAUAAAAGUGAAGAAAGUUGGAUUGCAAAAUCGGAAUUAAUGAAUUACGACCAAUAUUCUCUCUACGAAUUGUUUGACAAAGCUUGUGCGGAUAUACCAACUGAAAGGAUGCAUCGACAUUAUUUGACUCUUUGUCAAAGACAUUAUUCAUAUGAUGAUUAG
Molecule: messenger RNA, 1050 nt
Organism: Brugia pahangi
Lineage: Eukaryota; Metazoa; Nematoda; Chromadorea; Rhabditida; Onchocercidae
Source: the annotation of a GenBank genome assembly